UCAAGAUGUUUGCGGGUGCUUUAAUCGUUGUAGCUGCGGCGGCAUGCGUGUUUUCAGGGGUCCGGGGUGCAACCCAACCACCACCCCAAUACUAUCAGCAGUAUCUGCAGCAAGUGCAAAAUCAGCCUCAGUACAUAAGUGUGCCCCCCAUUCCCCAGGGUCCGACACCGCUGUACGAGGGCGCCCCACACCAUCAACUGUCUCAACAACAAUACAUCCCGGCACCUCCGACCCAAAGGGUGUCGCAGCUACUCCUGCCUUCCGCUGCUGACAGACAGGUUCAGAAGGCUGCUGAGCAGAUUGCAGGACCUCAAUACGCCCAGCAAGUACAGAUCGCCCAGCAGCAAGGACUUGCGAAUGAGGUCAUUGCCAAUUCGCAAAGAAGGGCCAAUUGGCAACUGAUGAGGGCGCAAAAUGUGGCUCGACAACAAAUUGCGAGGCAAAAUAUCGGUGCUGUCCAACAACAAUAUCUGGCAGAUAACAGCGAACCUAUCCAACAGCAGCAGCAGUAUGUACCGGUACAAUCCGUGCAACCGCAACAAUACCAGUUACAGUAUGAACAAGCUUACCAACAACCAACUAGCAAACCGCUUAGGGCUAUCCCAAACCGAGCUACCAAACCCAACCAGCAAAGGGAACAAGAGGAGGAUGAACAUGACGUGAGUAAUUUCAUACUAUUUUUACCCAGCAUGAUUAACGACGACCAAUAG
Messenger RNA from Nicrophorus vespilloides, 710 nucleotides. RefSeq names its product putative cyclin-dependent serine/threonine-protein kinase DDB_G0272797/DDB_G0274007. NCBI's taxonomy places the organism in Eukaryota, Metazoa, Arthropoda, Insecta, Coleoptera, Silphidae. The transcript is spliced from 2 exons. The coding region runs from base 6 to 710 and encodes 234 amino acids. The record is from RefSeq and is a predicted model, not a curated record.